This is a messenger RNA of Colletotrichum spaethianum, 2235 nucleotides long. RefSeq names its product putative transcriptional regulatory protein. The record is from RefSeq and is a predicted model, not a curated record. Gene Ontology annotation, molecular function: DNA-binding transcription factor activity, RNA polymerase II-specific; zinc ion binding; DNA binding. Gene Ontology annotation, biological process: regulation of DNA-templated transcription; DNA-templated transcription. The transcript has a single exon. Bases 1 to 2235 code for a protein of 744 amino acids. Lineage: Eukaryota; Fungi; Ascomycota; Sordariomycetes; Glomerellales; Glomerellaceae.
AUGGGCCGUGACUCCCUCCCCUCGGCCGACUCCGUGACCAGCACGCCAGGACCAUCGACUGCAUCGCUACCGCCAAUCUCCCAGGCCCAGAAGAGAGCGUAUAGACAGAGAAGGAAAGACCCCAGUUGCGACGCAUGUCGGGAAAGAAAGGUCAAGUGCGACGCCACAGAGACGACGAGCUGUUCUGAAUGCUCCAGCCGCAAUGUCAAGUGCCAGUUCACAAAGGAGACCAACCGACGGAUGUCUUCGAUCAAGCAGGUGCAGGACCUUGAGAAACAGAUGGAGCGCUUGAGGCGAGACAACAGCAACAUGAGGCGGAUGCUUCAGGAGAGGGACGGAGCGAUGGACAUCGACUCUGAUGGCCUCGAGCAACUGCCCCUUCAGCUACCAGAGAUUGGCACCGAUCCCAAGCGGAGGAAACGACCAGCCCCUAUUCACGACUUGGCACGGGCAAGGUCCAACAUGCGCGUCUUCUCCCGGGGCAUCUGGAAACCUCCUGCUCAAUACCGCCAAGCGCCUUCGACCCCGUUGUUCGACCCCCAGAGGCCUGAUCUACCCCCGAGACAGACAACUGACCAGCUCCUCCACACGUAUUAUGGCUCUGCCCAUACGAUGUUUCCCAUUCUUCACUGGCAGACGUUCCAGACAGGAGUUGACGAUCUGUACAGGAUCGGAAGCACAAAGUCUGUGCAGCCCGCGUGGUUGUCGACCUUCUUCGCGGCCCUCGCGCUCGGAAGCCUUUUCAGCCAGGACCGCCACACUCAUCGUGCCUACCGAGCAGCAGAACUGUUGGAAGUCGCUAGAGGUGUGAUCGACCCGUGGAAUAACGACUAUGUGCUCGACAACGUACGCGCAUUGGUACUCGUCACAUUGUGCCUCAAUGAGAUGAAUCAGAAGUCGGCUGCCUGGACGUGGCUCGGCUCCGCAGUCCGAGCUGGGCAAGACUUGGGACUGUACUCGGAAUCCGGGCCUUGGCCCGUUGUCGAAGGGGAAAUGCGCCGACGAGUUUGGUGGACGAUAUACAUCCUCGACCGGAGUCUGGCACUCGACCUAGGGCGCCCGGUAUUGAUUGACGACUCUGACUGCGACGUCUCGCUUCCUGCCGGUGUCGAUGACCAUUACAUCCACGAGGGGGGCAUUAUGGUGCCUCCUGGCCGCGAGCCCUUGAACCACUCUUUGCUGGCUUUGAUCAACGUCAUCAGGUCAUACUCGUCUUUGAUCAAGACGCUGGCCGCGCCAGUAGUAGCACCGACUAGGCUCGCAACCUUUGACCAGCACUUCGUAACCUGUCUACGAGCUUUUCCCCCGGUUUGCGACACCUCUAGCACGGGGCAGAUCUCACCUCACCUCCUGACCCCAUUUACAUACCUCCUACACGCUCGUCUCGUAUUACACCGCCACAACCUCGCACCAAGCUGCUCGCCCGAUGUGCGGCUCGCCGCCAUGGAGCAGUGUACUCAUACGGCUCUUGAAACCGCCUCCCUCCUUUCGCGAGCGACCCCGAGCCUUGCAGACGGAGCUACCGCGCUUCUCACUACCCACAUCUUCCGUUGCGCCCUCUUCCUCCUCCUGGCAGGAUACUGGGACCACGCCACAACAUGCUUGCGUGCGCUUGCGUCCAUUGACAGCAAUCGCGACGUCGCGAUCCCAUGCGGUCGAUUCCUUGCCUUCUUUGUGUCCACUCUCGCAACCAAACGCAGUGAGUAUGCGGCAUUUGUCGCCCGAACGACACCCCCGAAGCCAUUCGCUCCGCCUCCUCCGCCUCAAGGCCGCCCGGGCCCUACGCCGUUGCAAGAGGCGCUCCUGCAAGACGAAGAGCUUAUUGCAUACGUCAGCGCUGAUCUGCAAGCGGCGCCGGAAUCGGCUUGGAUCUGGGCUGGUGGCGAGCGUGAGGCCAUCUUGUCCCCGACCUCACCAGGCUCCAUCACUGCCUCAGGCGGCGCCAGCAGUGGUCUGUUCAGCGUUGAACAACGAACUGGUCUCAGCGAGAACGAAAUUAAGGAAUGGGGAGGUUGGGAACGCCUCGAGGCAGCCAUGCGGGGGCUGGCCUCUAGCAACACUGCGCCAACACCGACGUCUGCGACGUGGUCUACUCUUCCAGCCGGCAUCAAGACCGAAGGCACACCGACACUGCCCAGUAUGAUGACUUCUGGUGAGGGAAGUAGCAACAACAGUCCGACCGCAAGCACCAAGGGCCGGCCCCAGGACAGGUUGAGCAUUGCAAACAUAAUCUAG